Molecule: messenger RNA, 2356 nt
Organism: Python bivittatus (Burmese python)
Lineage: Eukaryota; Metazoa; Chordata; Lepidosauria; Squamata; Pythonidae
Source: RefSeq, a predicted model, not a curated record
CCUCCCCUUCCAAAGCUGUCAGCGCGCGCUUUUCAACCGUCCUCUCGGGGAGCGCGCGCGCCGCUUCCCUCCUCCGCACGCCCCCGCCAAGCACGGGAGGGGGCGUGGUCCGUGCUUCCUUUAUCGGGCAGCUUCUCUGGCGGUGUCUUCGGACAAUGCGAGUUCUCUUGAGGGGGAAAGGUCUGAGUUAAAGCCCCCCCUCCCUUUAAAAGCAUCUUACCAUAGGAGUGCUUAGAAGUAUCACCCCACCCCUUCCCUCUUGCCCGAGAAGGAGAAAAUUAGCCAUGCCUGAGCCAUCCCUGACUUUUUCGAAGUAGAGUCAUCUUGUCCAAAUGUCCAUAUGCAUCUUUGGACCCUCUUUGCCUUCCUCCUACCCUUACCUUUACCAGUCCCCACUCCUGAAGAAAAAUUGGGGGCGUUGUUUCUUCAUAGUAUAGCCUUCUUGGAGGCCUGCCUUAUGAUAAGGCAAAAUCUAAAUACUUGAAAUCAAGAAGUGUAAUAUAUCUUACUCCCUGUGUCAAGUGCCACAGGAUUUGAUGGAGAUGCCCCACCUCACAGAGUUGUUGCUAUGAGGAAAAUAGGAGGAGGGAACAUUAUGAGCUGUACAGAAUAAAAGUUUUGUAUUAGGGCAAAUAAAAAAGGAUUGUCUACCAGAACACUGAAAAACACCCAGCAACAUGUCAGCCAGAGGUGGAAAGAAAAAAAUGAGCAAAAUAUCACGCUCCAGUCGAGCAGGUGUUAUUUUUCCAGUAGGAAGAAUGAUGCGGUACUUGAAGAAAGGAACAUACAAGUAUCGGAUAGGAGUGGGUGCUCCUGUGUAUAUGGCAGCUGUCAUAGAAUACCUGGCGGCAGAAAUAUUGGAAUUAGCUGGAAAUGCUGCAAGAGACAACAAAAAGGGAAGAAUUGCACCAAGACACAUCCUUCUGGCAGUUGCUAAUGAUGAGGAGCUAAAUCAGUUAUUAAAAGGAGUGACUAUAGCAAGUGGAGGUGUUCUACCCAGAAUUCAUCCAGAGCUUCUUGCCAAAAAACGAGGCACCAAAAGCAAAUCUGAUACUAUCCUUUCACCUUCUCCAGAGAAGAGAGGAAGAAAACCUUUGGGGGCUAAGAAAAGUGGGAAGAAAGCAAAGGCUGGCAAAGCUCGGACACCUAAAAAGAAUAAACAGAAGGAAAAUGAAAAAGAUGGAGCAUCCAAUUCAGCAGCUGAUGAUGGACCUGGAGAUGGAUUCACUAUACUUUCUUCCAAAAGCCUUGUUCCUGGACAGAAGGUAAAGCUAUCUCUGACACAAAGUGACAUCAACCAUAUUGGUUCUAUGAAAGUAGAAGGCAUUGUGCAUCCAACUACUGGUGAAAUAGACCUCAAAGAGGAAGUAGGCAAAGCACUGGAAAAAGCUGGUGGUAAAGAGUUCUUAGAAACUGUAAAGGAACUUCGUAAAUCACAGGGACCUUUGGAAGUCACGGAAGCUGCUCUCAGCCAGUCCACUGGUCUAGCAGCAAAAUUUGUCAUUCACUGUCACAUCCCACAAUGGGGUUCAGACAAAUGUGAAGAACAACUGGAGGAGACAAUAAAGAACUGUUUAACUGCUGCUGAAGACAAGAAGCUGAAGUCUGUGGCUUUUCCACCUUUCCCCAGUGGCAGAAAUUGUUUUCCAAAACAGACUGCAGCCCAGGUGACUCUGAAAGCCAUUUCCUCCCAUUUUGAUGACUCCAGUCCUUCUUCCCUGAAGAACAUUUACUUCCUGCUUUUUGAUAGUGAGAGCAUUGGCAUCUAUGUGCAAGAGAUGGCAAAGCUAGAUGCAAAGUAGCAACAGAAGCCAAAUGAAAAUUUAUUUUUCAACAUGAAUAUGAGUAGGAAUGAGAAUUAGAAGUGGGUUUUAUUUUUAAAAUAUUGUGAGGACGGAGUAUGUGAGUAGCUUUGAAGUUUUGUGAUGGGUGGAGGGCUUUUGUUAUUGGGGAGAAAGGGGGAAUUGUUUGAGAGAGUUUGAUCUGCAGAUAUAUCAUGCUUUAGACCCUCUACAUUUUGUAUCUUCCCCAAGAAAUUAUUUUGCCAGCUCUCUACAUUUUAAUGUCUCAAGUUAUUUUAGUUUAGACCUUUUUUUAAAAAAAAAUAAUCUCAUUUUAGAGUAGCAAACAAUUCAAUGCAUCCAACAACUGAAAAAAAUGUGAAUUGUUUGCUUCCCUUUAUUUUCCACUGGUAGUUAGAAACCCUUAUGUUGUGUCUACAUUCCAUGUUGGAGAAGAUAAUUUUGACUCACUUGGUGCUUUACUGUUUUAUCCCAGAAUGACCUGUAAUUGCUGAAAAAUAUUUCAUCUUAUUUGUUUUGAUAAAAAAUAGCAUCAUGCUUUUUUAAAACUUUAA